UGCCCCUUGCAGGGCUGCCCCCGGGGGUGUUCCCGCGCCCGCCUCCGCUCCUCCAUUGGCCGCCGCUGCCGCCGCACCUUGCUGAAGGUAGAGCGGGACGCGCCGAAUCGCCCGUCCUAACCCGGGGGUGACGCGGCGGCCCCGGCUCGUGCCUCGCUUUCGGAAGCCGGGCGCCCUAAUCUCCCGCCUCCCUCGCCUCGUCUGAGGGCGGGCCCGGCUCCCCGCCCGGCCUGGGGGAGCCCGGGCCCCCUCGCCCCCGCACGUGACCGCAUCACUGCCUCCCGGCGCCCGAGGCCACCAUGGGGAAUGAACAGAGCGCCGAAGCCGAGAGCAGACCCCACGACCUGAGCGCCUCAGGUCGUGACUCUCCUACGAAGCAGAAAGCCAAGAUGGAUGACAUUGUUGUAGUAGCCCAAGGAACCCAGGCCUCAAGGAGUAUCAGCAGCGAUCCAGAUGUCAUCAAAUUACAGGAGAUUCCAACCUUCCAGCCCCUUUUGAAAGGGCUUUUGAGUGGCCAGACAUCUCCCACAAAUACCAAAUUGGAGAAGCUAGACUCUCAACAAGUUCUCCAGCUCUGUCUCCGAUAUCAAGAUCACCUUCAUCAGUGUGCAGAAGCUGUUUCCUUUGAUCAGAAUGCUUUAGUUAAACGAAUCAAAGAGAUGGACCUCACUGUGGAGACACUCUUUGGCUUCAUGCAGGAGCGACAGAAACGGUACUCAAAGUAUGCUGAACAGAUCCAGAAGGUCAAUGAAAUCUCCUCUAUUCUACGCCGCAUACAAAUGGGCAUUGACCAAACUGUACCUCUGAUGGAGAGACUGAACAGCCUGCUUCCUGAGAAUGAGAGGUUGGAGCCCUUUAGCAUGAAACCAGACCGCGAGCUCAAGUCAUAGUUGUUUCCAAACCCUUUCCUACGACUGGCCAGUGAGAUUUUUCUCCAUGGAGCGAUAGAAACCAAUAAUGCUUAGAGAAUAUUUGUGGCAAUUAUACCACUAUCAGGCAAGACUUGGCUUUUUGAUUGGUUUCCUGUUCUCCAUGCUGGGAAGAGAAGCAGUCAAGCCAGGGAUAGGACUCCCCAGUCUGGAGUCAAGGGGAUUGUUCCUACUUGGUGUGAACCAAAUUCUUUCAUGUCACUACCCUGAAAGUCUUGAAGGCCAGCAUCAACAAUGUUGCUAAACCAUAAACCAUUAGUCCUUGUCAGCUCUUCAGAGAACUCUGCCCUACACAUUCUCAGUUGCUGUUGUUGUCAUCAUUUGAGUUAAGUGUGUGCAGCCUGUUUUCAGAUAAUCUGGUCCAGUUAAAACAGGAAGAGAACUGGAGAGGUUAUUUUCAUGACUUUAGGUAUUUGUCAGUCAAUAACUGUUAAAAGGCCCUUUGAUUUAUAGGGGUAUAAAUGAAAAACUUGAAUCCA
Phascolarctos cinereus (koala) is the source of this 1408-nucleotide messenger RNA. It is a transcript of the gene BORCS5, whose product is annotated as BLOC-1 related complex subunit 5. Gene Ontology annotation, cellular component: synaptic vesicle membrane; BORC complex; cytoplasmic side of lysosomal membrane. NCBI's taxonomy places the organism in Eukaryota, Metazoa, Chordata, Mammalia, Diprotodontia, Phascolarctidae. Gene Ontology annotation, biological process: organelle transport along microtubule; lysosome localization; positive regulation of anterograde synaptic vesicle transport. The record is from RefSeq and is a predicted model, not a curated record.